Messenger RNA from Physeter macrocephalus (sperm whale), 1326 nucleotides. It is a transcript of the gene WTIP, whose product is annotated as WT1 interacting protein. Lineage: Eukaryota; Metazoa; Chordata; Mammalia; Artiodactyla; Physeteridae. The record is from RefSeq and is a predicted model, not a curated record. The transcript is spliced from 8 exons. Gene Ontology annotation, cellular component: adherens junction; transcription regulator complex; P-body. Gene Ontology annotation, molecular function: transcription corepressor activity. The coding region runs from base 1 to 1305 and encodes 434 amino acids. Gene Ontology annotation, biological process: response to hypoxia; negative regulation of hippo signaling; regulation of DNA-templated transcription.
AUGCAGCGCUCCCGGGCGGCCGCGGACGAGGCGGCUCUGCUCCUGGCCGGGCUGGCCCUGCGGGAGCUGGAGCCGGGCGGCGACUCUCCGGGCCGGGGUCGGCGGGGGCCGCGGCCCGGGCCGGGAGACGAGGCGGCGCAGGCGUUGGGCCGCAGAGGGCAGGGCAGCGGCGGCGGCGGCCCCGAGGCCGGGGUGGACGGACUGAGCCGCGGGGAGCGAGGCCCGCGGCGCGCGGCGGCCCCCGAGCUCAGCGCGCAGCCGGCGGGCAGCCCGCGGGCUAGCCUGGCGGGCUCCGACGGAGGCGGCGGCGGCGGCAGCGGCAGUGCCCGCUCCAGCGGAAUCAGCCUGGGCUACGACCAGCGCCACGGCAGCCCGCGCUCGGGCCGCUCGGACCCGCGCCCGGGCCCCGGGCCGCCGUCGGUGGGCAGCGCGCGCUCCAGCGUGUCCAGCCUCGGCUCCCGCGGCUCGGCCGGCGCCUACCCCGACCUGCUCCUGCCCGGCGCCUGCUCCGCGCCGGCUCGCUCCCCGGAGCCCGCUGGGCCGGCCCCUUUCGCUCUGCCUUCGCUCCAGCUGCCCCCGGGCCGGGAGGGCGCCCCGAGCUCGGCGGAGCGGCGGCUGGAGGCGCUGACCCGAGAGCUGGAGCGGGCGCUGGAGGCGCGCACGGCGCGGGACUACUUCGGUAUUUGCAUCAAGUGUGGGCUUGGCAUCUAUGGAGCGAGGCAGGCGUGCCAGGCAAUGGGGAGCCUGUAUCACACCGAUUGCUUCACCUGCAACUCCUGUGGGAGACGACUUCGCGGGAAGGCGUUCUACAAUGUGGGUGAGAAAGUGUACUGCCAGGAGGACUUCCUGUACUCCGGGUUCCAGCAAACGGCUGACAAGUGUAGCGUGUGUGGACACCUCAUCAUGGAGAUGAUCCUGCAGGCCCUUGGGAAGUCCUACCACCCGGGCUGCUUCCGGUGCUCGGUGUGCAACGAGUGCCUGGACGGGGUGCCCUUCACUGUGGACGUGGAGAACAACAUCUACUGUGUCCGAGAUUAUCACACGGUUUUUGCACCAAAAUGUGCCUCCUGUGCCCGUCCUAUCCUCCCUGCACAGGGCUGUGAGACAACCAUCCGUGUGGUGUCUAUGGACAGAGACUACCACGUGGAAUGCUAUCACUGUGAGGACUGCGGGCUGCAGCUGAGCGGGGAGGAUGGACGCCGCUGCUACCCCCUGGAGGGCCACCUGCUGUGCCGCCGCUGCCACCUGCGGCGCCUCCGGCCAGGCCCACUUCCCUCACCUGCUGUGCACGUCACCGAGCUCUGAGCUGCGGGCGGGUAGCCCGAC